CACUAUAGCAGCGAGCCGGGGCUGAUCGGGCUCACACGCUCCCGAGCUGAGCCACAGAGAGGAGCACAGAGCCGCCGCAGACGGGCUGGAGCUGGAGAUCACCUCACUUUGCAUGAUCACAUCCGCAGAUCGUCCAGGAUCUAAAGAUGUGGACCGGCGUCGGAAAGCUCGUGCUUCUACAUUUGUUACUCAUGGAGCUCAGCGGCCACGCUAAAGGAACUCAUACCGAGUCAGAGUGUGAAAUAGGGCAGUUUCAGUGCAAGAGCGGAGUGUGCAUCCCAAGCCUCUGGAGAUGUGAUGAUGACAAUGACUGUUCAGACAGCAGCGACGAGGAGAACUGUCCAAAGAAGACUUGUGCGACCACUGACUUUGCCUGUAAGAAUGGACAGUGCCUGCCUGCUAGGUGGCGCUGCGACGGAGAACCAGAGUGUGCAGAUGGUUCGGAUGAGGCUGAUGCAAUCUGCAGCAGACAGACUUGUCCUCCAGAGAAGUUUGAUUGUGGAGGGGUAGCCAGCAAAUGUGUUUCGUUAUCAUGGCGAUGUGACGGAGAGAGGGACUGUGAAAACGGAGCAGAUGAGGAGGAGUGUCCUGCAGAUGAAAAUGCCUGCCCCUCCAAAGAUUUCCAUUGCCGUAACGGAAAGUGCGUGGCACCCAUCUUUGUCUGCGACGGUGACGACGACUGUGGGGACGCCAGCGACGAGGACAAAUGCUCUUCCCCCACCUGUGGCCAGCACGAGUUCCGUUGCAAUGACUCUGAAUGCAUCCCCGCCCUGUGGAGCUGCGAUGGCGACCCAGACUGCAAAGACAAGUCGGACGAGUCCAUGGAGCGCUGUAGCCGCAGGACGGAGCCCCAGAAACCCGGCUGUCCGGGCGAGUUCCAGUGCGGCAGUGGAGAGUGCGUUCACAUGCACUGGAAGUGUGACGGUGAUGCAGACUGCAAAGAUAAAUCAGAUGAAGCAAACUGUCCGCUGCUUACAUGUCGACCUGAUGAGUUCCAGUGUGGCGAUGGCUCCUGUAUCCAUGGCACCAAACAGUGUAAUAAAGUCCACGACUGCCCGGAUUACAGUGAUGAGGCUGGCUGUGUAAAUGUUACAAAGUGUGACGGACCAAAAAAGUUCCGCUGUAAGAACGGAGAGUGUAUCGACAGCAGCAAGGUGUGCGACAGUGUAAAAGACUGCAAAGACUGGUCUGAUGAGCCAGUGAAAGAGUGUGGCCUGAACGAGUGUGCAGACAACAAUGGCGGGUGCUCCCACAUCUGCAGAGACCGGAGAAUUGGUUAUGAGUGUGACUGCCCCUCCGGGUACAAACUCCUGGACAAAAAGACUUGUGGAGACAUAGAUGAGUGUGAGAACCCAGAUGCCUGCAGUCAGAUCUGCAUCAAUUACAAAGGGGAUUAUAAAUGUGAGUGCUAUGAAGGCUACGAGAUGGACCCUGCCUCAAAGACCUGCAAAGCUGUGGGAAAGAGCCCUUGCCUGAUGUUUACUAAUCGUCACGAAAUCCGUCGGAUUGACCUGCUGAAGAGCGAAUACACACAGGUGGUUCCCACUCUGAAGAAUGCUGUGGCCCUGGAUGUGGACGUCUCCACUAACAAGAUGUUCUGGUGUGAUCUGUAUCAUCGCAAAAUAUACAGUGCAUACAUCAAUAAGGCCAGUGACUCUUCGCAACAGGUGACGUUGGUCGACUCACUCCACUCACCGGAGGGCCUGGCUGUGGAUUGGGUCCAUAAAAAUAUCUACUGGACAGACUCUGGCAAUAAGAGCAUCUCUGUUGCAACGGGAGAUGGCAGGAAGAGGAAAGUGCUAAUAGCCACCGAGCUCAGUGAGCCACGGGCCAUUGCAGUGGAUCCUCACCAAGGUUUUAUGUACUGGUCAGACUGGGGAGAUCAGGCCAAAAUAGAGAAAGCUGGGAUGAAUGGAGUGGACCGUCAAGUUCUGGUGUCUGACCACAUUGAAUGGCCCAAUGGAAUCACUCUGGAUUUGUCCAACAGACGUCUCUACUGGGUGGACUCCAAGCUGCACCUGCUGUCGAGCGUGGAUCUGAACGGAGACAACCGCAAAGUGCUGCUGUCCUCCCAUCACCACCUUGGACAUCCAUUCGCCCUCACCGUGUUUGAGGAUCGUGUCUACUGGACGGACUUGGAGGAUGAAGCCAUUUACAGCGCAAACCGGCUGACGGGUCACGAUGUGGCUAAAGUAGCAGAAGAUCUUAACAACCCGCUGGACCUUGUUGUGUUUCAUGAACAGAGGCAGCCCAAAGCCCCUGACACUUGCAACAUGGGCAGUCUACCAAACGGCGGCUGUGAGUAUCUCUGUCUAAAGGCUCCUCAGAUCACAGAUCAUUCUCCAAAGUACACCUGCGCCUGUCCUGAUGGUAUGGAGCUCGGACCAGACAUGAGGCGCUGCGCUGUAGUGCGAAUUAGGACAACCACCACAGUUGCCCCAACCACCACAAGUACAACGACAGCAACUACAACAACAGCCACGACAACUACAACUACCAGCCCCGCCACCAGCACUACCACCAGGACUCCCACCACAACAAGCACUACCACUUCUGCUGCCACCCCACCAAGGACCACAACCAGGCACCACAUGACACCAAAGCCCCCUCAAACCUCCAGAAGCAGCAGGAUUACCCAGCCACCUGUGACACAAGCCGCCACAAGUACAGAAGCUACCAGUUUGAGCAGCACCAGCCAGAUGUCCACACAAACACCCUUACUGGACCCAGUGGCACCAGACAGCAUUCAGAGAGAGACCAAUGCUAACCUCUCCCACAGAGCUGCAAGUGAUCACUACCUCAUAGGUAACAACAUCACAGUUGCUGUUUUGGGAAUAGUCAUUCCGAUUGUCCCUAUCCUUGCCACAGUGGUCAUUGGAUUGCUCUGCACCGGCGGCUACCUGGUUUGGCGCAACUGGCGACGCAAGAACACCAAGAGCAUGAACUUCGACAACCCCGUGUACCGCAAGACCACAGAGGACGACGACGAUGAGAUUCACAUCGGCCGGCACAGCGACUCCAUCGGUCACGUCUACCCGCCAGUGAGUGGCAGCCACAGCCAGCCGUUCAUAGCGCUUCCACUAGGGGGCGGCGUCACAGACAGUAACUCUCACUGGUACUCAGGGGCACCGAUGCUUUCCAGUGGCAAAUGAGGGCAUACCGGGCGGUAAAAGGAGGUCUUUGGAAAUUUUUGAGGAUUGAGAGGAUGCUCAAGGUUCCCCAGUGGGAAGAGAGAGAAGGCUCGCACACGCACACUUCCAGAUGUUUACAUAUCAUUUUUAAGUCACUGAGAGCACCAACUACACAUACCUAUGUCAUUCAUCGGCCAAUGUCCCUCACAUUAAGCCACAACAUUCCCAAUACCAUCCCUCAUCCCAUUUGUUUUUGCAUUGUAGUAGUUGCACCUGGUUGCAAUUGUGCUUCCUUUCAAAAUUCAUCUUCUUUUCACAAAAGGAGCUGUUGAAUUCAAGGUUUCUGUUUCUGUUUUUAUUUUUGCAGAUUAACUAGAUGUUUGCCACUUCAUAAACCCAACAAUUUAAAUGGAUAAUAACAAAAAAUAAAUAAAAAAUACAUUACCCAAACCGUUGGACACCAAACCUUAGGCACUCUGUUUUCAGAGUGUUUUCUAUAUUAUGCAAAAUAUUAUUCCAAUUUGGACAUUAUUGAGGGAAUAAAGUGGAUCAACUUUGCUGAUGUCUUGAAGCUGGACAAUGGAGCUCAAGGCCUUCCCAGCUGUUCAUGUCAGUUUUGUAAUGACUGAAAAAAUAAUACUCAAAACAUAUAAAGAAAGCUCAAAUCAGGACAAAAGACAGGCUGAAGCUAAAUUGACUUUACUUUCCCAGCUUGAGACCAAUAAAUAUUAAUCUCCUCAUCACAAUCCACACAGCUAGGCUGUUGAUUUCCUGCUGAUGUGGAUGUAUUUCUGAUUAAUCCAGCUCACAAUUUACAAUUGUAACUCAAUAACUCAAUAAAUUAAGUUGUCAUUCAUUUCUGUGAUUAAAUAUUUUAAAAAAAUCUCAUAUGUAGACUUAUUACACACAGAGUAAAAUGUUUUAUGUGUUUGCUGUGAUUAUGGAAGCCCAAAAUUUAGUAAACUAGAAAAUUGGGACAAAAAAUUACUUUUUAGCACAAAGUUGUAAUGUCCACAUUUAAAAGAAAAAUUAAUGUCUUGAUAUUCAUUAACAGCCUCCAUAAGGAGCAUAAGCUCCAAAAAAUCGUUGCUAAAGAAUUUAGCUGACUGUGCAGAGUGGAGUAUGCGAGUACUUUAAUUGGAAAUUGACUGAAAGAAAAUUUGCUUGAAAAAAAGGACACAAUCAACAGAGGUAGACACAGAGUAUUUUGAAGUAAGGCCUGUUCAGCAGUUAGAGGGAGAUUCACAAAGCUUGAACUACAGCUGAAGUUAAUGCUUCAAGGGCAGCAACAAACACAUGUAUUGAGGACAUGUGCUACCCCGGUCCCUUUCUCCAUGGCACUCCUAAACAAGAAGCAACUUCAGAAGCACCUUACCUCGGCUCAGUAUUUCAUUUGAAACUUAGGUCCCAGAAUCUGCAAGAAAAGAAGCACAGAAUCGAAACUCAUUGAGGUCCAGUGUGAUAUUUCCACAGUGAACGCAGCUAUCUUCAUCCUACAAGCAUAGUGGGGAUUUUAUCCUGCAAGACUUGGCACCAUCCCAACUACCAAAGGUACCAACACCUGCUUUAAUGACCACAAUAUAAAGGUGCUUGUUUGGCCAGCAAACUGAUUUGACCUAAACCCCAGAGCAUUCAUAAGAGAAAGAUUAGAAACACCAGUGCGAGCAAAGCAAAUGAGCUGACGACUGCUUUUAAACCAACCUGGGUUUCCUUAACCCCUUUAUAGUGCUACAUGUUGAUUUCCUCCAUGCAAUAAUCUAUGCAAAAUGACCCCUGACUAAAUAUUGAGCGUGUAUAUGGGUGCAACAUAUCUUGUUAUUGUUCCUAUGUUAGUCCAAUGUUUUCAGAAACUGAAUGUUUGGCUUUAAUUACCUGCACGACAUGGUCAUAAAACCUUACCAACACAAACACAUAAGUCAUUGUUGUGUGUAAAAAAUCUAUAUAAAGUGAGAUUAACUCUGUGAACUGAUUAAUGAAAUUAAUUAACUUCCCAAAGAUAAUCUAAUUAACUAGGAUGCACGUGUGCAGCAAAAAUGCGUUAUUGGGACACUCAGGAUGUUUAUUUUAUGUAGUAUGUUUAGAUUGAUAGGAAGACUUCUGUUAAGGAUAGCCAAAACGUAAUUAUUGAGAGAGAAGGAAGUGGUGUGCUUUGAUUGGUUGUCAUGGUAACACUGAUUUCUUUGUGGUGCUCUGUAGAAGAGGGGGGGAAAAAGAAGGAAUUGUGGGUAUCUCUGGCAUGAUGACAUGCUAGAAGCAUGCACAACACACACGCAGACAUAAAACAGGUGCACGAUUAAGAUUCAAGGACGAAAGAAGAGCACUGUUCAGUGAAGAGCAGGAGAGAGGCAACUAUUUUGCUCUUUAUAGCAGUUUUUUAAUCAUUUACGUAUAUAAAAAUCUCCAUUGUGUUUGAUUUUUACACUAGAUCUCUUUCUCUUUGUCUCGCCUUCACAUCUCUUGCCUCUUGUGUCAGGCAGGUCAUGCAGCCCGAGAAAUCUUUCUGGUAAAAUAUGGGCUAGACAUUUGCAGCCGUAAGCAAGAAUGCUGCAUUCCUCGUCUACUGUACGGGCAGCCAGGGAAGGAGGGAAAGUAGAAGCACAUGGGGGGAUUUGGAGAAACGAUAAUUAGGAAAGGUCAGGGAGAGGAGGGAUAAUUGUGAGGAGAAAGACCACAAGAAAGAUAAAGGUUGCAUUUUUCUUUAGGUUUCCUUGUUGACUCUAUUGUGUCGCUCUGUUUGUCUGCUCCCUGCUGUGGUAACCAUCUUUUCAUCUGCUGUUUACAGCGCGUGGCACUCAGUCUGGAGGAUGAUGGCUAUCCCUGAUGAGGGGGGGAUGCAGUCUGCUCACCCCCCUCCCCUUCAGUCCCUUCCUAUCCCUUCUCUCAGCACAGCCUCCGCACCACUACAAUGAGGCCAGUACAACGCAGAGGGGAAUGAGAUGGAGUCCACAUUUUGCCUCCCCCUUUUUAAGUAGCAAGGAUGACUUACACAUCUCUUCUCCUUCUUUCUGACUACUAUUACUAGGUACUACCACUUUCAUUAGUGUCAGUUUAGUAGCCUCUGCUCCACUCCUCUCUUCCUCUUCUGCUGCUUCCUAACAGUAGUGGCGUGUGAAAAUGCUGCUAGAUGAUAUCCUUCACACUAACCUCAUUUGAAAAUUGAAGGCAAAGGCCGGUCACCAGAAGUGGGGGGAAAUUUCUCAUGUUUUGACUGUUUAAUUUAUUUAUACGUUUUAAAUAUGUAAUUCGCAUCUGUCAGUGUGUAGUCCUAAAGGCGAGAUUACUUGAUGAAGUUUGCAUGUAUACUCUGCACAGUGCAGCAGAAGUCAAGGAUGUCAUAUUUCCUCUGGUUUCCUUAACUUUGCAAGUUCACAAGUCUUUUUUUAAACUUUGAAAGGAAAAGGCCAUCUAUUAUUUGUUCACUGACAUGUUGCGAUGCUAAACAUAGUCAAGGGGACUGGUGAAAAGAAAAAAGGGAUGAGGUUGUCUGGUUGUUUAGAGGUGGUUUUGGGGUGAAAGAGUGGUGGAGGCAGUUUUUCUUUCUGGCUGAUUUGUGCCUCCAGAAGGUUGUGCCCCAAGGUAAAAAGCAAUAAGGCAGACAGGACAAUGGAUUGUGGGUAAUCCCUCUCUUUGUAUCAGAGGUAUGCACAGAGUCAAUAACGAGCUUGACUUGGCUGAUUAGCUGUGAUGGGUAGAGUUCAUAUAUUUCUUACAUUUUUCUGUUUGUGUUCCGUCUAGUAUUUUACUUCCUGUGACUGCCUUGGAUAUGAAUAUAGAGCUGCUACUCGGAAGCAAUUAUGCACAAAAGACAUCAUUAAUAUUUUAAGAUUUUAAAAGAAUGUCCUGCUUUUGUAUGUUAUGAUUUCUAGUGGUGUAAUUGUACAGGAAAAGACAUGUUUGAAGUUCACAUUUUAUCAUCUUUUCUGUAUUUAUGUAUCUUCCAUUCAGGCGCAGAUUAAUUUCUUUUCCCUCAAUUUAACUCGUCUCAUCUUAAAGUUGAUGUACUAUACCAGUUAGUGCUGAACUUCAUUGACCCCAUUUCCGUGACUUCCCGGCACUUUUCCCAGUACUAUUCCUGGUGUAGCUACUUUCCGAUUAGUGCAACUGGAUGAGAUGAUGCAGAAAAACAGCCCACGUUUGAAAGACAUCAGUCGCUGCUGUCACCGAGCGUUCACUCUGGUUUUGUGUGAGCAGAUCAGUAGAAUAUCAUGCUUGGCUGAUCCUGGCACACUGAUUUGAUUUUAGAGAUGGAUAGGGAAGAAAUGUGUGAGCCAGCGUAAAGAGCCGAUCUUCCAUUGACUUGCCUCAAACGUGCUUCCAGCCCAUUGAAUCAGAUGGAGUUUAUGCCCACUGAAAACAGUAAUAAUUGCUCAUUUCAUGUUCCAGUUGUAAAUAACUGCAGGCUAUAAUCAUGGAAAUGGAAAAAUAGCUGUUACAACAAGCAACUCACUUACUCUGGACAUCAUUCAAUCAUUUGAAUCUAAGCAUUAAAGAUUUGUCUUCCACACCAAUUGUUGAACAAGUCUAAACAAUGCUGUGUUUCAAAUGUGAAGGAGCAAAAACUUGUUUGAAUGGAGCAAUCUGCAAAAAAUGACACAGUCUUCCUGUGGUUGCUUACAGAAUUGUAAGCUGAUAUGAAUUCAUUGAAUUGUCAUAAACAUAGGUUACUAUUCAGGAAUUUUUGUGUUUUUCUCUUCUUUUUUUUCUUCGACGUUUGAGUUUUAAAUAACUGACAACCCCAGUGAAGACACAAGAUAAAACAGAAAAUUUGUAGAUAGUUAAUUUACCUGAAUUCCAGCAGUGUUGCAUUGUGACAUUCUGUCAUUCUAUUCCUUGGAAGGAUUUUGCUCAUUCCUGUCCAACUGGUUGACUUGACCAUUCUUACCUGUAAAACUGGUGGGGUUUAGCUUGAUUGGUUGGUUGGUUUUCUGGCACAGACCUGACACCCCUAUUGAAGAUGUGGUGGGCUAUGGUUAAUAAUUGAGACAGGAAUUUUAGACAAAACAGUUUUGAAAAAUCACUUGCAAAUUGUCCAUUCAUUGUCAAUGAGCCUACUUCCAAUGCACUUAAGCCUACAGUACACGCUUAUAGGUAACAAAAGUUACAAGCGUUCAGCUUUGGCUAACUCCAGACAGUUAAUCUUGCUUGCCAUACACGCAUACAGUUGCACCAUAACAGUUUUUUAUUCAAUUGUAGACACCAGCUCACCAAAUUUAACUAAACCAUUCUGUUCAACCAUAUAAAAUCAUAAUAAUAAUAUUCAUUGUAUCCUAACUUUGUUUCUGCUGGACAUUAAUAUCUAGAUACAUAGAAUUUAUUACAAGUAGUGUUUUGGGUCUUUACAUUUAUUUUUUGAUGAACUACAGUUUUGGUUUGAAAGAGUGGACAGAGCUUACAGUCAUGUGCUAGAUGCUGCGUCUUCAUCUUCUUGAGAUACCUUAGUGAAUUGUUUCAGCUAAUUGAUUUUGUACGAUAUAAGAACUAUUUGAAGGUUCCAAAAUCAUGGGUCCUCCCUAAGUAGAUCUGAGAAGAAUGGUCAAAUAUCUAACCAGACUUGCUAUUGCUGCUGCUUAUCCAUGAUGACUAUAAGGAAACUUCUAAUUUGAAAUUUGAAUUAGUAGGGAAAUGAUCUUAAAGUGACCGGUACAUGAUCUUAUUCUCCAAAUACUUAAAGUGAACAGCAAUUUUAAGAGAAGAAAAGCCCCAGGUCAGAGAUCUUUGUAAUUUCUAAGACUGAAUUGGUCUCAGACUCUGCUGACAGGACCCUACGCUGAGUCAGCUCUGCAGCCCAGCUCUGUCCUUUCUGUCCGUGUUCGCCUCAGGACUAAUGCAGUUCCAUGCUGAGAAUUUGCAGUUAGGAGGAUAAAUUGCUUAUUUAUUUAGCUGCCUGAGCGUGACAUUGUGGGAAAGUUAUUAUUGCUACAGUGCAAAAGACAGAUUGGCCGGUUCACUUUGUGGUCACCUUCAGUCGAGCUGUCUACUCUGAAGGACACGGGGAAAGUCCAGUCACCAGCUUUGGCUGUUCAUUUUACCAGGCAAUAAUGUGGACGUAUAGGUCAACCAGUGAUCUUUGACACAAAACCAUUCCAUACAUACAUAUGGGGACCAUUAGGGCAAAUCAGUGCUCAAAUCCCAACAUUAUUCAUAAUUUCACUGUCUGUCCAGCCCAUAAACAGCAGGCAAAGGUUAUAAGGGUCAUUUCUGCUGUGUGCUUAUAUGCUGUGAGAGUUGGUUCAGUUAUUGUAAUGUAGCUACAAUGGUUACAUGGGUACUUCAGUUUUGGUUAGUGUUUUCUAGGGGAUUAUGCCGUUGUGUUUUUUAGUGCAAGCGCAGUGUUCAGCUGCUUUAAGAACCAGAUUGAUAUAAGAAACUUGAAAUAUACAGAGCAAGCAGCUUUUUUGUGCAACCCAGAUUGGUUUUCAUCAUUUGUAUUCAUGUCAGAAGAACGUCUUGUUUUACUUCGUAGACGAUUCAAUCUAGGCUCUAAGAAAUAAAAUUUUUAUUGUAAAGGUGGGAGAGAGAGUAAAUUCCUAUUUGCUGCUCCAGAUGGUUUCUAGGUGACAGGGUAUCCAAGAAUAAAAGCCAGGUCUUCACCAUGUCGAAUAAAUAUUGUAUAUACCUCCUCGGUAAAAACUACUAAUAUUAAUAUUUAACCUUUAAUUUAAACACAUAAAUUUGUAAUUUAUUUUUAACAACUUGUAAUGCAUUUACUUUCCUUUUUUUUAAAAAUAGGUCACCUGAAAUUCUGUUUAAAACCACUGAUGGUUUAUUUAUUAUGCGUGUUGUUAUCUCAUCACACUAACUACUAACUUCUUUUAUGACUAAUCUUAGAAGUGUGCUACAGGGUUGACAGCUAUGUUGACUUCUCCUACUACCUAAAAAUUUAUUUUUUUGAGUGCUUUUAAACAUCGCUCCUCUUCUUCAUGUCUCAUGCAAUGGCAACAAUCUUUCUUUUCCUCAUCAUACUUGUGAAUUUACAGUUUUCAACUAGGAAACGGGGGAUUGUUCCACCCAUCUUCAUCUCAGUCAUAUGUUCUCCAACAAGGGCUCUCAGUCUUUUUGUUAACAGAAUACACUGGAAGAUUAAAAGCACUGGAAGGAAUAACCCCGAAACCCCACAAAUAACUUGGAAAAGCUUCAGAGCUGAAAACAAAACUUCUUUCCUGAAUAUAAACCUGCAGACCACCAAACAAUCAGCCAGAAGAAGAAGCAGCCUCCGCUCCAACUACAAUUUAGAACUAUGGAAGGAAAUUCACUCCACUUGGCUGGCAUUUAGCUCUUGUUGACCCUGUUGUUGACUUUUUCCUUAAUCCACCGCUUCCUCUUUUUAUUAUGUGGGGUUUUUGGGCUGUGACUCCUCAACGUUUGUCAGUUCAUUCCUACUUGUCAUAUUUGAUCUACUUGAUGUUUGAUUACUUGAAGGGAAGUGUUCUGUUGACUGCGUUUUUCUACCAGCCAGUGUUAAAUGAAGUUUUGUGGGCAAGAAGGUUGUGGCAUCUGUUUCAUUUUGAUAUAAAUCAUUGCAGACACCUUUUUGUCUGGACAGUCUAUGUGUUAAAAGAAAUUCUCCUGCUUUUGUAAGAACCACCCACCUGUAUUUUUUCUGAAAAUUGUCAUCGCCUGCAAGGAAAUGUAAAAGAAAAUUCAGCGUCCAUUCCACAUGACAGGCAUUUUUUAAACGCUGUUUGUUGCACAAAACUUUUCAAGAAGCCUUCUGCACUGUGUAAAGAGGUUACAUUCUUAGUAGAGGGGGAGGAAAUAAAGGGGUUGUGGGUGGGUUGGUGCUGGGGUCUGGCAGUUACAGACCAAUGGUUUUGAAUCAUGAAGUGUAAAUAAUACGUUUUCAUAAAGCAAAAAAUAAAAAAAAAUCCUUUUUGAUAAUGUUUUAAAUGUAUCUGUAAAAAAGGUGUAAAUAAACUUCUGGGGUUAAAAAGGAGUGUAGACUAUAUAUAAAUUUAUUUGUACACAUGAGCACUGGGUUUCUUUAAUAUUUGAUUGUAACUAAAAAUUAAUAAUCUGCCAAAGUGUUUUUACUUUUUCUCCUGUCUGUUCCAUUUGUUUUAUUUUACCUUUUAACAGCGGACUGUAGUAUUUAAUUCUCUGUAAUUUAAUUUUGUUGUUUUUUUUAAUUGAGAAGGGGUUUAUUUUAAUU
Molecule: messenger RNA, 11280 nt
Organism: Xiphophorus hellerii (green swordtail)
Lineage: Eukaryota; Metazoa; Chordata; Actinopteri; Cyprinodontiformes; Poeciliidae
Gene: lrp8
Product: low density lipoprotein receptor-related protein 8, apolipoprotein e receptor
Exons: 18
Coding region: 147-3152 (1001 amino acids)
Biological process (GO): receptor-mediated endocytosis
Cellular component (GO): apical plasma membrane; signaling receptor complex; plasma membrane
Molecular function (GO): protein binding; calcium ion binding; hormone binding
Source: RefSeq, a predicted model, not a curated record